Beta vulgaris subsp. vulgaris (sugar beet) is the source of this 1650-nucleotide messenger RNA. Its product is annotated as benzyl alcohol O-benzoyltransferase. Lineage: Eukaryota; Viridiplantae; Streptophyta; Magnoliopsida; Caryophyllales; Amaranthaceae. Bases 76 to 1485 code for a protein of 469 amino acids. The record is from RefSeq and is a predicted model, not a curated record. The transcript has 3 exons.
AAGCAUAACAUCUCAACCCUACAAAAAUCGACAAACAAAACAAACCUCCACGUACCCCCUCUAAUACAAAUUACAAUGGCACAAUCCAAAGUCAUUACCAACAAAUCACUAGUGUUCAAGGUGACGAGGCGGACGCCGGAGCUAAUAACUCCAGCAGUAUCCACCCCAUAUGAGUUUAAAGAACUUUCUGACAUCGACGACCAAGAAGCCCUUCGGUUCCAUAUCCCGAUCAUAUUGUUUUACCGCAAUAAUAACUCUAGCAAGUCUACCGUGGCGGGGAGGCAGGACCCUGCCAGGGUGAUCAAGGAAGCUGUGGCUAAGGCAUUGGUGCCAUACUACCCCUUCGCGGGGCGGCUGCGGGAGAAACCCGGGAGGAAACUAGUGGUGGAGUGUAAUGGGGAAGGGAUCAUAUUCAUUGAGGCAGAUGCUGAUGUUACUCUUGAGGAGUUUGGUGAUAUAAUUCAACCUCCUUUUCCUUUAAAACAACUUUUUUAUGAUGUACCUGGCUCUACUGCUUUCUUGGAUACCCCUUUGCUUCUCUUCCAGGUUACCAGACUCAAAUGUGGUGCCUUUAUAUUGGCCCUUCGCUUAAAUCACACAGUGGCAGAUGCAGCCGGCAUAGUCCAAUUCUUGAAUGCAAUGGUUGAACUUGCGCAUGGAGCCCAAACACCAUCAAUCCAGCCAGUGUGGGAGCGCCACCUUUUUAACAUUCCGAACUCGCCUAGAGUCAUCUUGGAGCAGCGCGAGUAUGAUGAAUUAGAUUCCAUCAAAGCCACCAUUACUCCAUUGUUAGAGGACAUCAUGGUGCACAAAUCCUUCUUUUUCGGCCCCACCGAGAUAGCUGCUAUAAGGCGCUUCAUACCACCAAAUCAGAAAGCUACAACAAUUGAAAUUCUUACUGCAUGUCUCUGGCGUAGUCGAACAAUCGCACUACAUCCAGAUCCAGAAGACAUUGUCAAAUUCAUGUGCAUUGUCAAUUUUCGGACCCUGGCUAAUCCGCCUAUACCUUCUGGUUUCUACGGGAAUGCCUUUGCUGUUCGCGUAGCCAUCUCCACAGCUGCCGAACUUUCCACCAAGCCAAUUGCGUACGCCUUGGAACUCGUGCAAAAAUCCAAGGAAACAGCCACAGAAGAGUACAUCAUUUCUAUUGAUGAACUUAUGGUACUCAAAGAUAAUCCCAACUUAAUUAGUAUGGUGAGUAAUAAUUAUUUCUUGGUUUCUGACGUCACUCGAUUUGGGUCUGAUAAACUAGACUUUGGCUGGGGCUCGCCUCUUUAUGCUGGUCUUGCUAAAGGUGGGGUCGGACCAAUACCUGGAUUGUCGACUUUUUAUAUGUCAGUUAAUAAUGGAAAAGGAAAUAAAGGGAUUGUGAUUCCUAUUUGUUUGCCUGAAAAUGUUAUGGACCUAUUUGUUGAGUUAAAUGGGUUGUUGUAUGGUGUUUCAAAGCAUAUGAUAUCUUCAUCUUCUAUUUCUUCUUCUUUGUAAGGGCUUAGACUUAAGUUGAAAUUAGUUAAUUUGUAUGAUGCACUUAAGAUUUGGUGCCUUGUGUUACUCCAAAGUUAUGAGAUGUUGUUAUCAAGAAUGUCGAUUGUAUUAGAUGUGAUUUAUGAUUGUGUGAUGGAUGAAUAAAACAAGUAAUAGUGUUAUGUA